GCCGUUGGACGUCUUAUGCGUCAGAUGCUAGCUAACAUUAGCCGUUCCAGAGCCCAAACUUUUAACCUGAGCCGGAAACCUACAGCGAGCCCUUCAAAUAAUCCAAAAUGAAUGUAAUAGAUUAUGUGCGGGAUAUGGCUGCAGCAGGCCUUUACUCUAAUGUCCGGAUUUUGAGUAGUUUGUUGCUGACGAUGAGCAACAACAAUCCGGAGCUGUUCUCGCCGGCUCAGAAGUACCAGCUGCUGGUUUACCAUGCUGAUGCCAUCUUCCAUGACAAAGAGUAUCGCAACGCUGCCUGCAAAUACAGCAUGGCUCUGCAACAGAAAAAGGUGCUCAGCAAAACAUCAAAAGUUCGUACUUCAACUGGUGGAGCUGCUUCUAACAUACAGGCACAGAGUUUGCCUUCAGAGAUUGAGGUAAAGUACAAAAUAGCUGAGUGCUACACCAUUCUGAAACUGGAUAAAGACGCCAUUGCAGUGCUCGAUGGGAUACCAUCCAGACAGAGGACUCCGAAGAUCAACAUGAUGCUAGCUAACCUGUACAGGAAGGCUGGACAGGAGCGAUCUGCUGUGACGAGUUACAAAGAGGUCCUCAGACAGUGCCCUCUUGCCUUGGAUGCAAUCAUUGGUCUUCUUUCUCUGUCAGUCAAAGGAGCCGAGGUGGCUUCCAUGACUAUGGACGCCAUCCAGAGUAUCCCCAACCUUGACUGGCUGUCUGUUUGGAUCAAAGCGUACGCCUUCAUACAUGCAGGGGAUAACCAGAGAGCUAUUAAUACCAUUUGCUCUUUGGAGAAGAAAUCACUUUUGCGGGACAACGUGGACCUCCUGGUGAGCCUGGCAGAUGUCUAUUUCAGGGCAGGUGACACGAAAAAUGCAAUUCUCAAAUUUGAACAAGCCCAGAUGUUGGACCCUUACCUCAUCAAAGGUAUGGAUGUUUAUGGCUACCUGAUGGCCCGUGAGGGACACCUGGAGGAUGUUGAAGUCUUGGGAGGUCGAUUAUUCAAUAUAUCUGAUCAGCACGCUGAACCGUGGGUGAUCUCUGGUUGUCACAGUUUUUAUAGCAAGCGUUACUCCCGGGCUCUCUACCUGGGAGCCAAGGCCAUCCAGCUGAACAGCAACAGUGUUCAGGCACUGCUGCUGAAGGGUGCGGCGCUGAGAAACAUGGGCCGAGUUCAGGAAGCCAUCAUCCAUUUCAGAGAGGCCAUGCGUUUGGCACCCUGCCGCCUUGACUGCUAUGAAGGUUUAAUUGACUGUUAUCUGGCAUCCAAUGGGAUUCGUGAGGCUAUGGGAAUGGCUAACAACAUCUAUAAGACUUUAGGAGCCAAUGCACAGACUCUGACCAUCCUCGCCACAGUGUGUCUGGAAGACCCAGUGACUCAGGAGAAAGCCAAAACCCUUUUAGACAAGGCACUGGCCCAGAGACCUGACUACACCAAGGCUGUAGUUAAGAAGGCUGAACUCCUCAGCCGGGAACAGAAAUAUGAAGAAGGGAUCGCUCUCCUGCGGAACGCCUUGGCCAAUCAAAGUGACUGUGUCCUGCACAGGAUGCUGGGAGAUUUCCUGGUGGCGGUCAAUGAUUACCAAGAAGCCAUGGACCAGUACAGUAUAGCAUUAAGCCUGGAUCCCAAUGACCAGAAAUCAUUAGAAGGCAUGCAGAAGAUGGAGAAGGAGGAGAGCCCCACAGACGCCACGGUGGAGCUGGAUGGUGACGACAUGGAAGGCAGCGGGGAGGACGGCGAUCUUGAGGGCAGUGACAGUGAGGCGGCUCAGUGGGCCGAUCAGGAACAGUGGUUUGGUAUGCAGUGACUCCGGUCCACUGACAGACGGUCUGUCAGUAUCACACGGCAGCCCACGGGAAGCCUUCAGCCAUGAGGGCUGUCAGACGGAACAAGACGAAGGUUGUACUGCAUGUUUAACCCCCGUGAUCUCUGAGGUUAUUGCCAAGCGAUGUUGCCAACCUAAAGACGACAACACGGCUAAGACCUUAAAUACAACAAUUAAUGCUUGCGCCCCUGGAUGAACUGAUGCUCAACUUUGCAGUACAGCUACAGGAAGCCGUCAGAAUCUUUAUUAAAAUGCAGCUUGAUGCAGAACUCCAGUCUUUUUUUUUUUCUUUUUUUUUUUGCCCCAAUGCCAUUUCCCAUCAGUCUGACAGUCUCAGCAGUGUCACUCUGAGGUCUGUUAAAUGCAUGGCAUCAUAAAUCCAGGAAUCACCCAAAGUUCUUAUAUUACCUUGUCUAUUUGUGCACCCUUCUUGCCUGUCAGCCAGUUCAGAAUACACCUAAGAGACAUUAAAAAUAAAAAAGACUAUUUAUUUAUAUUGAGUUGUGUAUCCUGUAUUGAGAGGUUGUUCCCAGGAAUGGAGGAUGCAAGUAAAUGAGCAGCUGAAGUUUGAUUAAAAUUAGACGGUGAUUCAGUAAACUGUGGUUUGAAGUUUAAAACAAUGACUGGAGUUACUUAUGACUUGUGUAAUAUUUUUAUUUUGGGACAUGUUUACCACAAAGGAGGCAUUGGGUGGGUGUCAAAGUGUCACAAUAAAGGUCACACAUAUACCAGAAGUGACAUUGAAUUUCUGCUGCUCUUUAAAAUCUGUUGUAUGAAUUUCUAAAACCUGUUUUUGUGUCAUGUAAUAGUUCAGCUUAUUUGUGUGUGUUUGUGUUGUCCAUUAGGUCUGCCUUCUGUAUCAAAACAAAAUAACAUAACUUGGAAUAUUUUAGUUUAUCAUUUCAAAACAAAACUUUAUAGUAUUUUGUACAUAUUUUUAAAAUGUAUAAUAAAAUAAUGAAACACUU
This is a messenger RNA of Pelmatolapia mariae (spotted tilapia), 2791 nucleotides long. It is a transcript of the gene anapc7, whose product is annotated as anaphase promoting complex subunit 7. Gene Ontology annotation, cellular component: anaphase-promoting complex. Bases 108 to 1805 code for a protein of 565 amino acids. NCBI's taxonomy places the organism in Eukaryota, Metazoa, Chordata, Actinopteri, Cichliformes, Cichlidae. The record is from RefSeq and is a predicted model, not a curated record. The transcript has 11 exons. Gene Ontology annotation, biological process: protein ubiquitination; cell division; positive regulation of mitotic metaphase/anaphase transition. Gene Ontology annotation, molecular function: protein binding.